This is a messenger RNA of Sitophilus oryzae (rice weevil), 3493 nucleotides long. It is a transcript of the gene Pi3K59F, whose product is annotated as phosphatidylinositol 3-kinase catalytic subunit type 3. Lineage: Eukaryota; Metazoa; Arthropoda; Insecta; Coleoptera; Curculionidae. Gene Ontology annotation, biological process: autophagy of peroxisome; phosphatidylinositol-mediated signaling; endocytosis. Gene Ontology annotation, cellular component: phosphatidylinositol 3-kinase complex, class III, type II; cytoplasm; phagophore assembly site. The record is from RefSeq and is a predicted model, not a curated record. The transcript is spliced from 12 exons. The coding region runs from base 107 to 2923 and encodes 938 amino acids. Gene Ontology annotation, molecular function: 1-phosphatidylinositol-3-kinase activity.
UUUUCAAAAUAAAAUAAAUAUUUUUCUUUCCUGAUGUAGAAAUUGAGUAUUGAGUAAAGUGGUUUUCGUUACAUUACAUUAUAAAUAAUUCAGCUAAUACUACACAAUGGAUGAUUUAAGCGACAAGUUUUACUAUCUUUACAGUUCCGACGUCACUUCUCGAAUUCAAAUUAAAAUAGGCACUUUGGAAGGUAAAAGGAAAAAGCCCACCUACAACGAGCUUCUCAAAGACCCCCAUUUGAAAUUUUGCGGCGUUUGUCAAGACAGAUGUUCGGAUUUGGUAGUAGAGACUCAAAUAUUCGAUCAAAAUGAACCAUUAUGUAUGCCUGUGGCAACUGAAUACAAACCCUUUACUACUAGAUGGAAUUGGAAUGAAUGGAUGCAGAUACCUUUAGAGUUUUGUGAUUUACCCAGAACGGCACAGUUAGCUAUAACUAUUUACGAUUGUGCUGGACCAGAUAAACUUAUGCCUGUAGGUGGAACUACAGUGUCUUUAUUUAGUAAACAUGGAGUGUAUAGAGAGGGUAUGCUAGACUUGAGGGUUUGGCCUAAUGUUAUAGCUGACGGUAAUUCACCAACCACAACACCAGGUAAAGGAUACAACGGUAAAGUGCAUGCGAACGAUCAGAUGUUUAAAUUAUCAAAGCUAGCCAAAAAGCACAGGAAUGGUCACAUACCGAAAGUGGACUGGCUGGACAGGCUCACGUUUAGAGAGCUUGAAGUUAUAAACGAACGCGAAAAACGGUGUUCCAACUACAUGUACCUGACCAUAGAAUUUCAAAAAACCAUAGUGGACAAUAUACACCAUCACAUAGUUUAUUUUGAACAAAGCGGAGAGGAAAUUCACACUUUUAAAGCAAACGCUGACUUGGUUUUUGUACCCGAUCCUGAAAUAAGCAAGGACAAUCUUGUAGAAAGAAAGCAUCACAUGCUUGCCAGAUCUCUACGCAGCGGCCACAAUGACAAAGAUGCCAAACCAAACGCUGCAGUCAGAGACAUACUUAACCAAAUAGUUUCGUAUCCACCUACUCAGCAACUGUCAAACGAAGAACAAGACUAUUUGUGGAAGUACCGGUUUUACCUGAGCACUAACAAGAAGGCACUUGCCAAGUUCUUAAAGUGUGUGAACUGGAAUCAACCUGAUGAAGUGAGACAAGCUGAGCAUAUGAUCAAAAUCUGGCAGCCUAUGGAUGUUGAAGAUGCUUUAGAGUUACUAAGUCCAAUAUUUAUCAAUCCCUCGGUAAGAAGAUACUCAAUUUCUAGGUUACAGCAAGCACCAGACGAAGAGAUAUUUUUGUAUCUUCUUCAAUUAGUUCAGGCACUGAAAUAUGAGAAUUUUGACUCAAUUCAAGAAGGCUAUGCUAGAGUUAUCUCCGGACAUGAAGUGUUUGCACUAAACGAAGAAAAUUCAGGUAGUUGCUUAGAAAAAAAAGACAGUAAAGAGAGUAAUAGUACCAUAACAACUGAUUCGAUCUUACAAAGGUCUUCAAGCUAUAACCAAGCUGACAGGUUGGCUUCUUCUACUGUCAGUAGCGUAGUCGAAGCAGAGACAGGCAUUAUACAGCCUUCACAAAGUUUGCCUCCAAAUUUGAUGCAGAACGUUUGCACAGAGUCUGGCAACACUGACACCCUCCAAAGUCAAUUGUACGACGAAGAACAGGAUAUUAACGAUUUGGCAUCGUUUUUAGUGUACAGGGCGUGUAAAAACUUCACUCUGGCCAACUAUUUUUACUGGUACCUGCUUUUGGAGUGCGAGGACCAGGAAGGGACAAUAAAACAAGAUGAAGAUGCCAGGAAAGUCUACUUGACAGUUAUGAGGAUGUUUUCGCAGGCUUUAUUGAAGGGUUCUGAUACAAUGCAAGUGUUUAGAGCAACUUUAAUGAAACAACAGAAGUUUAUAGAUAAACUAGUGUUGCUCAUUAAAGCUGUGUCAAGAGAAAAUGCGAACAGAGCCAAAAAAACAAUAAAACUAAAAGAACUGCUUUGCGAUCCACUGGCUUUCAAGUAUAAUUUCUCCGAUUUUGAAUCGAUACCUUUUCCUCUAGACCCCGAAGUAAACAUUAAUGGUAUAGUUGCUGAGAAAGCUAUUCUGUUCAAGUCAGCAAUGAUGCCUUCCAAGCUCCACUUCAAAACGUCAGAAAAUGAAGAAUAUGUUGCUAUAUUUAAAUUGGGGGACGAUCUGAGGCAAGAUCAGUUGAUUUUGCAAAUGAUCACGUUGAUGGAUAAGCUUUUAAAUAAAGAAAAUCUCGAUUUGAAGCUGACUCCUUAUAGAGUUCUAGCUACCAGCACUAAACACGGAUUCGUACAGUAUAUCGAAUCUAUUCCUGUAGCUGAAGUGCUCACUGCUGACGGGAGCAUUCAAAACUACUUCAAGAAAUACCAUGCCCAAGAGAACGCCCCCUAUGGCAUUCAGCCUGACAUAAUGGAUAAUUACGUUAGAUCAUGCGCGGGAUACUGCGUCAUAACGUAUAUUUUAGGCGUAGGUGAUCGACAUCUCGAUAAUUUGCUUCUUACUAAGGACGGCAGACUGUUUCAUAUCGAUUUUGGUUAUAUAUUGGGUCGCGAUCCAAAACCCUUACCCCCGCCAAUGAAAUUGAGCAAGGAAAUGGUCGAAGCCAUGGGAGGGAUCAAUUCCGAACACUAUCAGGAGUUUAGGAAGCUCUGCUACACCGCCUUCUUGCAUUUGAGACGCCACGCCAACUUGAUGUUGAAUCUUUUCUCGCUGAUGACGGAUGCUAGUGUGCCCGAUAUAGCUCUCGAGCCUGACAAAGCAGUGAAAAAAGUGCAGGACAAGCUGAUGCUGGACCUGGGCGAAGAAGAAGCCGUGCAUCACAUGCAGAACCUUAUAGACGCCUCCGUAGCGGCUGUGAUGGCUGCCAUCGUGGAGCAGUUCCACAAAAUCACUCAGUACAUGCGGAAAUAAGGAAAGUUUGUAUUAUUUUUUGUGAUAAAGAAAUAAUUAGUGAGUAGUUUGAAUCGUAUAGUCUUUGGUGAAAAAAUUUGCAACAAAUGUGAUAUUUUUCAUUAUUAAGCUCUGACCACUGACGUGACGUCUGACUUAAGCUUGGUUUUCAUGCGUCCGUUAUCCGUUGAUAGCGUUUUCGCGCCACUUUUCAUCCAUAAUUUUUUUACUUCAGCCCGUCAACGGAGAAGGAUCGUACGAUAACGGCCGUUUUGACACUUUUUUGGCAAAUUUAAUCUAACCUUAAUAAAAAUUCUAAUAGUACAAGAGCUAACACCGUCGGGAAAACGAGAAUUUUAAAAAAGCUGGUUUUUUAAUAUAUCUUUUGCUAUGCCCUCCUGACCACAGUGCGGGCCGCUUGGCUGCCGGUAGACUACUGCGGUUCACUACAGCGCAUCACAUCUCUACACGGUAUCCCAUUUUCGUGUGUUUUAUGGAAUUUCUCGUUUAUGAGUAGAGAUACAAUGAUGCGAUUUUCACAUUACUUUGCUACUAUUUUAUGAAACUAAAUAUGCUACACAUAGGUUUGUC